Messenger RNA from Pristis pectinata (smalltooth sawfish), 16929 nucleotides. It is a transcript of the gene hydin, whose product is annotated as HYDIN axonemal central pair apparatus protein. The record is from RefSeq and is a predicted model, not a curated record. Gene Ontology annotation, cellular component: axoneme. NCBI's taxonomy places the organism in Eukaryota, Metazoa, Chordata, Chondrichthyes, Rhinopristiformes, Pristidae. Bases 100 to 16263 code for a protein of 5387 amino acids. The transcript has 91 exons. Gene Ontology annotation, biological process: axonemal central apparatus assembly; cilium movement.
GUGGCGGCGGCAUCCUCCUCCCCGGGUCCGUCCCACCUGCAGACGGUGUGAUUAUAGCCCGGGGCUCGUUAAGCUGAUUAAUUGUGAAGUGAGUGCAAAAUGGCUACCGACAGCGUUGAACUAACCGAUCAAGCCAUGAAGGGCACCUUUGUCAAGUUGCCGGAUGGAUUCAAAAGCAAGGUGGUGGAACAUGUCAAUCCAAAGCUGAUCAAAAAGAAGGUGACAAAUCCUAAGCUGACUCCAUCAGCAUUCAUGAGGGAGAUGUCCCUUGAUACAAAACAGAAGUUAGCAGAUACUCAUGAGAUGUAUCUUCCUCCCAUUGUUGAACUUCUCGAUAUGACUGACACCACACUGCAGAAGUAUUCCUCCCUGGACACUGACCAGCCAUUGUUUCAGCCAUUCCCUUCAGAAAUUACCUUUCAGAACUAUAAACCAUGUGAAGUUUAUGAGGUACCAUUGAGUCUACGAAACCAUGACCGGGUUCCACGAAUGGUUAAAGUUAUUCAGGAAGAUUCUCCGUAUUUCGGAAUCAUCUGUCCCAAUGAUGUUGGUCGUAAAGUGGCACCGGGCAUGGUCACCACAUUCAAGCUCGUUUUCACACCUGAGGAAAACAAGGAUUAUAUCCAUGAACUGGUCUGUAUAACAGAGAGAGAGAAGUUUUUGGUGCCUGUAAAAGCCAUUGGAGCACGUGCUAUUUUGGAUUUUCCUGACCACAUCAACUUUUCGGUGUGUCCUGUCAAAUACAACUCUCAGAAAACUCUUCUGGUUCGGAACAUUGGUAACAGAGAAGCUAAGUUCAUCCUGCAGACCAAAAAGCCAUUCCAUGUGGUACCCAUCCACGGAAACCUGGAUGCUGGGGGUAACAUGCAAGUGACGAUAGAAUUUAUCCCACAGCGUAUUGGGGAUCACAGCGAGGAUCUGAUGGUACAUUUGGAUACAGGAGAGGACAUCUUUAUCAAUUUAUAUGGAGCUGCAGUGGAUGUAAAUGUAAGACUUGACAAAAGCUCUCUCAUGAUAGAGAAGACCUACAUAACAUUGGCCAACCAGAGAGUGGUCUCCAUUUGCAACAGGAGCAAUAUAAUAGUACACUUCCAGUGGAAAGCUUUUGCAACCCCAGAGGAGGAGGAGCAGCAGAAAAUGAUAUUCUUCUCAGAUCUGAUGAGUGAGGAGGAAGAAGAAACGGACUACUUUUUGCAGGAGUGCGCUGGAGAUCCCGAACUACGUGAACGCAUUUCCGUCCUGUCUCGUACCUUUCUGAAUCGUCGCCGAAUGGUGCAGGACGACAAGAUGCUGCUGUCUGAUGACACCUUGUUCAUCGAGCCACUGGAAGGAGAUAUCUGGCCCAAUUCCACAGCUGAAAUAAGUAUAAUCUGCAGACCUCAACAAGCAAAGAUAUUUCAGUGGACAGUCUACUGUGAUGUCACAGGUCGGGAGACUCGCUUGCCUCUCCGUAUCAAGGCUGAAGGUAUGGGCCCCAAGCUGCUGCUGAAUUUUGACCAGAUUGACAUGGGACACAUCAUUAUAAACUCUAAGCACACAUAUGAGAUAUUGAUGACGAACAAGGGUGACAUCCUUGCUGCAUACAGCCUGAUGCCUGCAUUCACUCCCAUUGGCUCCUGCUUCAGCAUCAGCCCAAGUUCAGGGUCACUGUUGCCAGGUGGUUACCAAGCACUGGAUGUGACAUUCAAAUCCAACAUUCUUGGGGAAUUCCUGGAAGACUUGUUUUUUUAUGUGCAGGGGUCCCCUAAACCAAUCAGUGUGACUUUUAAGGGACAUGUCAUUGGACCUACAUUUAAUUUCAACGUGCCUUCACUGAACUUUGGGGAGAUCUCCUUUGGUUUUCCCAGCACUAUAUCAUGUCGUCUUAUUAACACAUCCAUUGUACCAAUGGUAUUUAAGUUGUGGGUCCCUGGUGAUGGAACCGCAGAAGUCAUUCAAGCAAAUGACAGUCACACCUCAGAGGACAGAAGGAUACUUUCUUGGGCAAACAUUGGGUAUGGUGUGAAACCCAAAGAAUUCACUAUAAACCCUAACAACGGUACCAUCAAGGCCCAAGAAGAAAUAGAGAUUCAGGUGACAUUGUGCUCCAACACUCUAAAGAAAUAUGAGUCGGCCCUGGUUGUGGAUGUGGAGCACGUCGGCCAGGAGGUAUCAGCAAUCCCCAUCUCGGCACGAUGUGUCGUUCCUAUUGUGGAGGUGAUUAACUCACAAAUUGACCUUGGACGUUGCUUUCUCAAGUACCCUUACCAAUGCCUGAUAAAACUUCAGAAUACUAAUGACCUUCCAGCUUGUUACGGUGUAGUUCCACAGGAGUUGGAUGACCAGCAUGGUGUGGUUUAUUCCAGUCCCAAGCCUUAUGGAAUUAUUGACUCCUGUUCCACUGUUGAGGUUCCUUUAUUAGUGGAGGCACAGAGCCUUGGAGAACAGAACACAGAACCAUCUAUUGCCAUAUUUGGCAAAAGUUACUUUCCUCUUCAAGUCCACUUAUCUUGCAUAGGUGAGGGGCCAGUAGUCCAUAUCACUUCCACAGAGAUUGACUGGGGGAAGAUCCAAGUACUGUCUGAUGUCCCCAAGACCAUCUGCCUCUCUAAUGAGUCACUUAUCCCAGCCAACGUAACAGCCAAAAUGGCACUAGAACACUCGAAAUGGCGCUUGGAACCCAGCGAAGCUGUGAUCCCCCCCCACGGACAUGUAGAUUUGACUAUCAUGGCGCACCUUGAUGACACAAUCUGGUCUGAAGACAAGGUGCACUUAUUAAUAGAGAACAGUCACUCAAAAAGCAUUCGUGUGCAAGCCAAGGGCAUUGGAUCUACCAUUGUAUCUAACAAACCCUUUGGACCACAUCUUAACCUUGGAUCGAUAUUCAGUUCUCAAGUUUGCCGCUAUUCAGUUAAGCUGACAAACCGUGGACGGCGACACCAUCAGAUUUACUGGAAGACAGAAGGUUUUCCUCUCACCUUUAAACCCGCUCCACAGAAACAGCCUGUAUCUCUUGACAUGAAAUAUAAAAUUUCUCACCCUCUAGCAGGGCACUAUGUGCCCUGCUUCAGAGUUAGACCACUGCGCAUGGACCUUGAUCCAGGCCAAAGUGCUGUCCUGGUGUUAGAGGGAGAAUCAGACACACCUAAGGUUGUCAGUGGUCAGCUGGUGGGCAGUGCCAUCAUCGGGAAGCAGUCUGGGAAGGAGAGAAUAAAAACCGUGAACAUCCUCUGUGAGUUCAUUGGACCCAUCCUGGAGCUUUCGACAAAGCAGUUGAACUUCCGGGUAGAGAAGCCCCAGGAUGAGCUGCUGGUUCCUCAAUACAAGCCUCUUGCUUUGAAGAACAUUUCUCCAUUGCCACUGACCUUCAAUCUCAGCAUGAAAGAACCAUUCACAAUUGCAGAGAAGCAGAAUGAAGAGGCACUGGUCACAUCAAAGAAUGUGAAACUAGAUGUUGGUGAGAACCUAGAACUGUUCAUCCGGUUUGAUCCAUCUUACAAGAAUGACUUGUACACACGCGUAGCAGAGGAGGUUCUUACCAUCCAGUACUUGGAGCACCCACAUGUGGACUAUGUGUCUUUAAGGGGAGAGGUGAACUUCCCAAAUUUGCACUUUGAAACCACUGCAGUGGAUUUUGGCUGCAUCCUGAACGAUACAGAGAUGGUGCAUCAGGUGACGAUGAUCAAUUGCAGCCCGCUAUUGGUUAGAUAUCACUGGUCCUUCCUAUGGGGUGAUUCAGUAUACCGAGACAGCAGCUCACCUGUUUACGGAACAGGAACAGAAACUGAGCAGCUGAACACUAAGGAAGGCAAAGACCAAACAAAACUCACAGAUGAAACUUCCAUUCAGGAAUCUACCCUGGUCAUUGAGGAUGACGACAGAAAUCUAUCAAACUCCACAAUGAAUUUCAAUGAGGAAGAGAAAACUGAUGCUGAGAAUGAAACAUGGGAGGGUGUUGGGUCACCCAAAGCGAGCUCGAGUGUUACCUUCAAUAAAGGACAAGAGGAGAGAUCAUUGAAUCUGGUUGACUCAGAGAAGCUGCCUGAAGACCAGACUGAAGAUAGCAAGUGUCUUUCCUGGAGCUGUAACCAAGAGCAGAAUAAUGCCAUGUUAGGUGUGGAGCAGGUAUUUGACAUCCUUCCAUUGUUUGGUGUUCUACAACCCAGUGAAAGUCAACAGAUGACCUUUACCUUUUACGGGCACAUGAACAUCAGGAGCAAGGUGAAAGCAGUAUGUGAGGUGGAAGGUGGACCAGCGUACGAGAUCACACUGAAAGGAGAGGCGUCAUUUAUCAAGUAUGAAUUUGACAGAAAAGAGAUCGACUAUGGCCACCAGUUAUUUAACCAUGUCGCUGUGACUGAAAUUACCCUGAAGAACAUGGGAAAGGUUGGGUUUGACUUCACCGUUUUGAAUGAAGUGCAGACAGCUGACCAAGAACCUCAGCCAGGAGUACCACUUGUCACUCCCGCCAUGGGAUACAUUGAAGCAAAUGCUGACCAGCAGUUGAGGGUUGCUUAUUUACCUGGAGUACCUGAGGUCUUUCAUAAGAGCUUUGCGAUUCAGAUUUCUCACUUUGAACCUGAUAGCAUCACAGUGAAGGGAGAGGGGACCUUCCCGAGGAUCUACCUGGAUCUACCCAGAAACAUAAAAGGAAAUGAAAAGUAUGAGGCAUUCCUGAAGGAGGCACAGGAAACCAUUGAGAGAGAGACAUCGGAAUCCAACCUGCUCAGCCGUCCUGAGACAAUAGCAGGAGAACUGGGUGCAGCCAACUCCCUCUCUUCCUAUGAUACCUUGCUGCAGAUGGAGGCUGAUCGCCUACUAAUUAAAGAGUGCAGUCUAGCCCAAAGGUUGAUUGCUUCUUCCCGCAGUGGCGUGUCUGAGGAGUGUCAAUAUGCUCACAGCUGUGUCUCCAGAUGUCCUCUGCCUGAGUUUUUCCUGGAUUUUGGUUUUGUUAUCCUCGGCACCGUGAAGAUACAUAUUAUCAAGAUUACAAACACAGGUUUUAUGCCAGUAUCCUUUCACACUGACCAACGUGCUCUUAAGAAUACAGGUUUCAGCGCUGAGCUGCACAGGGUGAACAAUCUGCCCUAUUGUGAAACAGAGACUUUUGAAGUACGGUUUGAUCCCCGUAGUGCAAACCUCAGUAUUGGAUACACGAAAGCUUUGAUAUCAAUACAGGUUGUAGGUGGACCCACGGUGAACGUCAUCUUGCAAGCUACAGUGACAGAGCCAGACCUGACCGUCUCCAGCGAGCACCUGGACUUUGGCACCGUGCAGUGCGGGCAUUGUCAAGUUAUAACUAUCCAGCUCUACAACCACCUGCAAGUCCCCUGUGAAUGGUCUUUCACUGAUACCAGUAUUGUGAAGAAAAAGCUUGAUAAGCACGUUCCCCUGCACCUGCGAUCCAAACUGCUGAGAGAGUUGAAGCCGCCAUCCUACGUGUUUCUCAUGUUACCGCCUUGUGGUGUGGUCAAUGCUGGGGAGAGAGUCAAUGUGCAGAUGACAUUCACCCCUGCAGAGGAGAAACUUUAUAACCAUCAACUGGUGCUGAACUUAGCACAAAGCAGUAACCAGGUGCUGAUCAUGGCCAGGGGUCAAGGGCUGGAGCCUCGCCUAGACUUUUCUACCACUUUGUUGGAACUGGGACCAAUUUUACCGUACAGCGCAGAUGCAGAGGGGACGGUGGUCGUGAAGAAUCCCUGCAGCUUCCCGGUUGAAUUCUAUUCCGUUGAAUUUGAUGAGAAGUACCUGGAGGAAGAGAAGGUUCUGAGGAUGAUGAAAGGCUAUAGUUCACUUAACACACUGUUGCUGCCACCUAGACAACCAGGCGAGAGGCUUCCAGUGGAGUUACUAGAUUACUAUAAAGAACAGACCCUAAUCCAAGAGCAGGAACAAGCAAAGAGAAAACUCCUGGAGGUCACUGAAGGAGAAAAUGAUGCGAAAGAAAGUGAAAUGGAAGAGAAGCCAUCUGAGCAGACUGAUAAGCCAGAAUGGCAGAUGACUUUCGAAAGCAUCAGACAACCAAGUGAAAGUGAAAUAUCCUCAAGACUAACAGUCGCCUCACCUCCGGAGGACAAAAGGGAGCCCGAAACUGAAGCAGCUGAGAAAGCAGCAAAGGCCAAAGGAGAGAAACCAGAAUCCACCAUUAAUAUCGGUGUUGGAGAACUGGAGGUCACCCCCGUGUCCAUGGCUAUUGGCAGAUACCUUGGACUGGACUUGUCCCCUGAGGCAUGUGCCGCCCGGAACCGCAGAGGCAUUGCCUUCAUUGUACAUGGAACUCCUCGCUCAGGAAAGACAAAAGCUGCUAUCUUCCUUGCAAACCACUACCACGCUGCCUAUUUAACCAUUGACGCUGUUGUACAGGAAGCAGUUUCAAGUGGCAGCUCACCAGUGGCUUUGCGGGCUCAGGGAUUAUGUGCCAAGGCUACCUUGGAGCAGAUGCUAAAAGAGAACGAAGAGGCGGCAAAGGCUGUGGGGAGAUCUUGGUUCUGGGCAGCACAACAGGAGGGAACCAUGCAGCCUUCAGUUCAAGCACUUGGAGGCAUCAACGUUGACAGAGUAAACAAGCAGCCACCUGAAGGUAGCCCAAACUCCGAUCUCAAACUUGUACCUGCAUCGGCCAAUGCCCAGGUGAAAACCAGCCAAGUCACCUCAAGGACAAGCCAAGUUAUGCAGAAACAGCACACUGACAACGUGGCUUCACAGGUCUCCACAACCAUGCAAGCAGUACAGCAGCCUGUGAGUAUCACCACAAGCCAGAUUGGAGAUUCCAACCCAAUAAGCUUUCAAUUGCCAGAUGACAUGUUGGUGGAGCUCCUGGCAGAGAGGCUGCAGCUGAACGACUGUUGCCAAGGGGUUGUAUUUGACGGACUGGAGAAUCAGCACAGUAACAACGAAACCUCUACACUCCUAGCUGUCUUAAAAGCAAUUAACAAUAGACGUCACAUCUAUUUUAUCAACCUCAGUCAGGAAUACGCAGUAAUGAAAGCCAGAGAGAAAGCCAAGCUUCAAGAAGAAGAACAGUUAGCAAAGGAAGAAGCAGAGAAGGAGAGGACGUACCUAAAAGAGUUGGAUGAAGAUGAAUAUGAAGCUUUGACAGAGGAAAAGAGGGCAGAGUUUGACCUCAAACGUGCCAACUUAUUCCGGGAACGCAGAAAGAAGGUUUUGAAUAAGAUUCAUGAACGACAGCUACGGGAGCAGAAACUGAGGGAAGAAAUGGAGAGGCUGCGGGAGGAAGAAGGGCUGAAGAAGAAGUCCAAAAAGGGAAGAAAAGAAGUGAAUGUCAAGGACGACACAAAGAAAUUGCAGACGAGUGCAAGGAUGAGCAUAAAUAUUUCAACAAUGAAGACUGAGGCCCCUGAAACCAAAGCUGCCAUCGCAGAUCAUAAUGAAUCCAUCCAACUAGAGCGCGGUGAAACAGAAGAAGGAACCAAAAAGAGAAGGAGCAAGGAUGCUAAAAUGAGUCAGGCAUUAUUGGAAAAGUCCAAUUUAUUCCCAGAGGAUGAGGUGCCUAGAAGCCCAGAGAAACAACUGUUCCUGAGAUUUCAGAAGUAUGAUCGUCAUCAGAAGAAAAUCUCCCAAAUUCUGGAAUUCUGGGACAGAUCGCAAGGAACUGUUCUUCUCCCACCAUCCGAGGAUGGCCAAAGUGCAGGGGAAGAGCAAUCCACAGAACGGCCUGUCCCCUCCAGCAAAAAGGGAAAGAAGGAGCGACACGAGAAGCUGGAGAAGGAGAGAGCGGAGAAGGAAAGAGCUGAGAAAGAUCGUCUGGAGAAGGAAAAGGUUGAGAGAGAAAGACAGGAGAGGCUCCGAGAGGAGAAAGCUAUCAGUUCCCCACAGUCUGAUGUCGUGGCAGAUGGAGAAGCUGUGGAAAGUACAGAGAAGGCAGAGAAGGAAGAAAGUAUUGGAGUGCCUCAGGUCAGACUGUCUGUGAACGAUCCCGAGGAAAACAUUGGGAAAAUUGUUCUGGACACUGGCAAAAUACCAUCAGUAGAAGAGAUGUUAGACAGCCUGGGCUUGGGUCCGAGUGGCCCCCCUAUUCCACCACCUGCCUUGUUUUCAGUGGUGAAGUACCCUGUAGAACGGAAGCCCGUUUCAGGACAGGAUGUGCUGAGCCACUUCUCGCUUUCACCUAACGUAGAAGAAGGAAAAUUGUUACUUGAAGAUAAGAAAGAGCCCGAACAAGAGCCUGAACUGGCGGUCCCAGUGGUUAAGGAGGAGCUAACAGUUCAGCACAAAGGGAAAUCUAAGAAAGACAAAGUAGAGAAAGCCGAGGUGGACCGUGACAAACGUCGCUCGGGUGGCCACCGAAAGGGCCGGCGCGAUUCCCGCUCUUCGGUUAUUCUGGGUGCCCCGUCACCUCAGUCUGACAUUGACCACAGCAGUGUCAUUGAUGGAACAGUCAAAGAAGAGAGCACAACAGUCAGAGCCCCUCCUUACCGCUGGAUAUUGCAACCUGGUGAGGAGGUUACCUUACAACUGCGUUUUAGUUCAGUGGUAUGUGGGACAUUUGACCAAACUCUGAAUUUUGAACUCCUGCAAACACGAAGGUGCUACAAGUUGUACUGCAGAGGAAUCUGUACCUUCCCAACUAUAAGCCAGGAUCCCAGGGUGGUCUUUCGACAUCGGAUAAAGGACGUGAAGCAGCAGGAAAUCCCUCGGAAGAAGUAUGUUAUGAGGACAGGGGUGUUUCAGUUUGGACCGUUGCUCUGUGGAAUCACUAGGGAAAGGUACAAGGAGGGCCAAUAUCCGGAAAACAGGGAGAUUAUCAAAAUAGUGAAUACCUCAUCAAUGGAAGCAGAAGUUUCCUUCUGUUAUCAGCAUGAUGUGAAAGCUGCCACCUACCUUGUGGAUCCACCAAGUCUGACACUUGCAGCUCAUCAAGAAAAGAACAUCAUGAUCUGGGCCUAUCCAACCAGCCCCGGGAAAUUUGACGACUGUCUUGUCUGUUGUAUACGAGAAAAUCCCGAACCAGUCCUCUUCAAGGUAUCCUGUUACGGAGUCCGUGCAGAGCUGGAGCUUGACCGCAAGCAGCUGCACUUCGACAAAAUGAUUCUUCACAGGAAGGACACAAAGAGCCUGAUCAUGCGGAACGUUUGCCUUCUGCCAGUGGCCUGGAGAAUCACUGGGCUGGAGAAUCUGGGGGAUGAUUUCUCCCUCUCUCAGGACCAGGGAGUCAUCGAACCCAAAGCUGAAUUUUGUGUGCACGUGCACUUCAGAGCCACAAGACAGAUCAAUCUAAGAAAGUACAUUCGACUGGAGGUCUACGAUGCAGAAAACAUUAUUGGCAUUGUUCAGACAGAAAACAUUCUGGUCCUUGCAGAAGCUUAUGAUGUAGCACUGGACAUCAGUUUCCCUAAAGGUACAGAUGGUGGGAUUGACUUUGGUAUCAUCAAAGUUAUUGAUACUGUGAAGCAGACCAUCACCUUGAAGAACAAAGGCAAAUAUGAGAUUGGAUACAAAUUUCAUUUACAACCCACAAAGCGCGACAUGCCGGAUCUGAACUCUCUGUUCAACAUUCAGCCCAUGAAAGGCUCCCUGUCUCCCAAUGAUCGUGCCAGUCACAUCUACAUCAUCUUUAGCAGCAACAUCAGCACUGAGAUCAAGGAUGAGCCUGUUCUCCGCUGCCAGGUGAUUGAACCCAGCCUGGGUGAAGGAGGAGAGGUCAUCGCCAGCAUUCCGGUGAAAAUCUCCGUCCGCGCUGUCUUCAGCGCCUACCAGAUGCUACCUGCCCGAGAGGUUAACUUCGGCACCGUGCUGGUGGGUGGCCGCAGAAGCCGGACCUUCACGCUUGAGAACACCGGUGAAUUUGACUUCAAAUACUUCAUCUUCAAAAUGCCCAUCGUGGUGUCACACCAGUCAAAGAAGAAGGGCAGUGGGCUACCCGAGUGCGGGGACGCAGGGGCAGUGGGUUACCCGAGUGCGGGGACGCAGGAGGAGUGGGUUACCCGAGUGCGGGGACGCAGGGGCAGUGGGCUACCCGAGUGCGGGGACGCAGGGGCAGUGGGCUACCCGAGUGCGGGGACGCAGGGGCAGUGGGUUACCCGAGUGCGGGGACGCAGGGGCAGUGGGUUACCCGAGUGCGGGGACGCAGGGGCAGUGGGUUACCCGAGUGCGGGGACGCAGGAGGAGUGGGCUACCCGAGUGCGGGGACGCAGGGGCAGUGGGCUACCCGAGUGCGGGGACGCAGGGGCAGUGGGCUACCCGAGUGCGGGGACGCAGGGGCAGUGGGCUACCCGAGUGCGGGGACGCAGGGGCAGUGGGCUACCCGAGUGCGGGGACGCAGGGGCAGUGGGCUACCCGAGUGCGGGGACGCAGGGGCAGUGGGCUACCCGAGUGCGGGGACGCAGGGGGAGUGGGCUACCCGAGUGCGGGGACGCAGGGGGAGUGGGCUACCCGAGUGCGGGGACGCAGGGGGUGUGCGUUACCCAAGUGCAGUAUGAGGAGUUCUUCUAUUGUGAAAUUGGACUUGUGAGGGACGGGUGGCUCCUCAGGCACUGGGAUUUGCUGCAAUGCCAGCUCUCCAUGAGUUCAGCAGCCAUUGACCUCAGUCCCCUGCCCAGUGUUGCCGGCUCAAAGCUUGGAAAGGCCCACGACAGAUCGAGCUCAUUGCGAUCCAAUGGAGUUCAGAAGCAGAAAGAGCAAACACCCCAGGCACGUUUGACGAUUGGAAUAUUCACAGUUUUCCCUGGUUAUGGAGUGCUGUCUCCUGGAUCCCAACAGGCUAUCACAGUGGAAUGCUCUGGGGAUCAGAUUGGGAAGCACGAAGAGCUCUUGAGCAUCGAUGUUACCGACCGGGACCCAAACGACAAUCCAGCUGGUAUUCCAUACUGGCUGGUCAUCGAAUGCUGUGCGCCAAAUAUUGUGGUGGAUGAUAUUCGUUCCAUCUUUGAGGAGCAUUUUAUUUGCCAGAACAUCAGUCUCCACCAGUGCUUGCAGACAGUGGAGACCUGUGGAAUCUAUGUAGAGGAUGAGAAGAGAUUCCUCUUCUAUAACGUACACGUUGGAGAUCAGGCUGAAGCCCGCUUCAAGAUCAUCAAUGUUGGCAAAGUAUCCGCUGACGUGGUGGUGUCAGUCAAGCCAAUUUCUAACAAGGUCGCAGCUCGUAUUGUUGAUAUUUUUGACGUGGAGCCGACGCGGAUGAAUGUGCCCAGUUAUGGUCAUAAAUUUGUAACCGUCAGGUUCAUCCCUCAGACAAUGCAGAAUUACCAGUGUAUAUUCGAAGCGGUUGUGGAAGCAGCUGCCGGAACUAUUCCUAAAAGCAAAUCCCUGCUGUUUGAUAUUGUCGGAGAUGGCAACCUGCCAAGGAUUAAUAUUCUUCGUCCGCUUCUGCGUAAUAAGAUAGGGAAUCCUUUGCUUAUAUACUCACGUUUGCUGUUGGGUCAAACAGAGAAGCUGCCUGUUGUCCUGAAAAAUGAUGGUACCUUACCUGCACAGGUGUCGAUCAAUCUUUCUGAUGACAAUGGAGUGUUUUCCCUGAAGCAUUGUAUUGAUACCAUAUGUUCCUAUCCUAAAGAGCGUUACAUCAAAGAAGAGGACCCAAGCAGAGUGAGGGAAAGUUGCAUGCUCACUGUCAACCUUAAGAGUGGAGAAGAGGCAACAUUUGAUGUUGCAUUCAAACCAACCUUGGCCCGACGUUUAGAGGGAGCACUCUACCUCACUGUAUUCAAUAACCAAUAUGAGGACACUGUUAUACAUCUGGUUGGUGAGGGUUACCAGGAUGACAUCACUCUGGACAACAUCCAUGGACUAUUGCGAAAUGGUGGAGAAGAAAAGAGCACAAGAUUUCUGGAAGACAAAGACAUUGAAGCAACACACUUGAACCACAUUCAGUUUGGAGACUGCCACAUCGGCCAGCCUUAUCAGGUGACUUUCACAAUGACCAAUCGAAGUGCAACAGACGUGGUCCGAUUUCAGUGGCUCUCACACAUCAACGAGCUCAAGAUCUCCCCACAGUUUGGCCACCUGCAUGCUGCAUGUGCGAAGGAUGUGACUGUGACAUUAAAGUCUGACCUACCUAUUACAUACAACAGUCGGGCAGUAAAAUGCAUGGUGUCGAAGAUCACCUUCCCAGUGCCUGCUGAUCAGGUUCCAGAUUGGGAUAAUCGCCUGAGUGUAGUGAAGUGGAUCGAUGCUGGGGCAGGUGUUCGACCUGCCAAGAAGAAGGUGGUAGAGGUCGAUCCAGAGCCUGCCCAUAGUGUUUUAGAAGAUAGCACUCGGGAGCUGGAACUGAAGAUCAGUGCUACGGUGGAUUACAGUGACUUCGAAUGCCUAUGUGACAGUAUCAUCUUCAAGGAUACACUAUUGUACCAGAGUCGAAUCUAUUCAAUCGUGGUGACUAACAAAGGUCCCGGAGCACUGGAGUACUGCUGGAAGGUGCUGAUGAACGGACGUGGUAGAGGGGACCACAUUCAAGCAGUUUCAUCAGACUCAUUGACCAGGGAGGAGUAUGGUGUAGCUUCAAUAAGCUCAAUGGUCGCCCAUUCACUGACCAAAGCUAUUCAGGCCACCAGCAGUGCUGUAGAAAGCACUUCCCCCCAGGUAUCUGUGGAUCUCGACAACUCACCGUUCACAGUGGAACCGUGCAAUGGAAUGAUUGCAGCAAUGGAGGCACAGGAAUUCCAAGUCAAGUUUGCCCCAUUGGAUGUUGGUGAAUUUGAAGCGUCGCUAAUCUGCAGUAUCCCAAACUUAAAGGUGGGCUCGCAAGGUCAGACAAUAGCUGUGAGAGGCCGCAGUCUCCUGCCCUACUGCCAUUUUGAGCUGGAAGACUCCAACUACAUCAGCAGCCACAGGCGAAACCCUGAAUUAAGUGGCCCAUGGGGUACCCACCCAGGGGCACCUCUGGACCCCAACACGCGUGUCGUCGAGUUUCAAGCAGUGGGAUUGAACACAGUCAAUAAGAGAUCCUUCUAUAUAAUGAAUCCAACUAGCACAGACUACUCCUUCCAAUGGAUAUAUGAGAGUGCGCCGGUUGUGCAAGUGGAGCCAGCAUUCAGCUGCCUGACAGAAAAGGGGCUUAUCUCAGCAGGGAAGAAGACUGAGGUCACCUUUGAGUUCGUGCCUCAGCAACUGGACAUCACUGAAUCAUUCUGGAGCUUCAAGGUUCCACAACUAAACAUCUCCGUGCCCUUCUUGUUGUGUGGCAAUACCAGUGAGCCAGCAGUCUCGCUUGACCGCUCCCAUAUCAACUUCAAGUUUGUACUGUUAGGACAGAAAGCACACGAAACCGCCUACAUGAUCAAUAACGAAGCGACUCCAUUCAGCUUCCGCUUCAGGGACGACACGGUGCACUCAGAGGGAUAUGGUUGCCUUCUCAUUAUCGAGCCAAUGGAGGGAGUUGUUCUCCCUCACAGCAGGACACCCAUUGUUUUCUCCUGCCCUGCAACCGCCGAGGGAGACGUGAACUUCAAUAUCGUGUGUGACAUCAAGACAAAGGUCGCACCCCUGACCUUAAAUGUUAAGAUGCAUGUUUACUGCAUGAACGUUGUAGUCAAGUGCGAAGCCAGUGAUGGGACUGUGACUGAACUCAAUCAACAGAGUGUCAAUGAGAUCUCCUUCGGAGAGGUGGAACUGAAUGACCACAUUAGCUAUUUUUUCAUCAUCGCAAAUGAUGGGACAUUUAACUUUGACUUUGAAUGGGAGCUCUCAGGUCCCCCGAGACCUCUGAGCUGCCUCAAGCUAACUUGCAAGGAGACAAGCGUCGAAGCAGGAAGCAGUGCCUCAGCAAAGAUCGAUUUCCACCCAGAUCACAAGUUGGUGCUUAAGGACGUGGAGCUAAAACUGAAGAUACGGAAAGGCCCAGUUUAUGCCUGUGUGCUCACCGGGUAUACAGUGACCCCAAGCGUCCACCUGUCUUUUACAACCUAUGAUUUUGGGGCGUGCUUCAUCUAUAACGCUGGGAUGACACCUUGCAAGAAGACCCUGAUCAUCACCAAUAAACAGGAGCAACCGGUGAGCCUGGAGUGCUUGUUCCCCAAGAACUCCCACCUGGACGUUAAGUUCCACCCCUGCACCCUGGCACCAAAGAAAAACGUGGAAGCUGCCAUUAUCUUCUACCCGAGGGAACCAAUCAAAUAUGAGGAAGAGGUCACCUUUGUAGUAAAUGGACUCAGCUACCAGAGCGUCGAGGUCCUUGGCCAAGGGACGGAGAUGAAGGUUGAAGUUGUCAAUCCCAAGAACAAGGUAGUUUAUUUUCGAGCUCUGCGGGUCGGACAGACUGUGAGGAAAGUGAUACCGAUAAUCAACAGGAGCCUGGCGCCUGUGAAUUUCAUUCUUGCUAUGACUCCUAACCAACAACUUCUUCAGAACGCCGAGGUUCUAAGCCUAUCACCAAACAACAAGAUCACGCUGAAAGCUCAGGGGGGCACCUGCAACGUAGCCGUCACCUUCUCCCCAGUUUGCCGGAUUCCCGAGUUUGCCGAAGAAGUAAGAAUGGAGUUCACGGGUGUUUCCAAGGCUCUCUUUGUGAUCCGGGGGUGCUGCCAGGGGACUGAGAUCGUGCUGGACCAGGACUACAUCUCAUUCGGGGCAGUGGUCCUCCGCAGCAAGACCACCCGGCUGGUCAUGAUGAAGAACGUUGGAGAUAUUGGCGCCAGCUUUAGGUGGGAGAUUGAAAAAUUUAAGCCACACUUCUCGAUCAGCCCUGUGGAGGGUUACCUGUCGCCGGGGAUGGAAGUUUCCUUGGAGGUGGCAUUCCAUCCUGCCGCUGUGAACACAGACAUUCGUGUGCAAAACCUGAAUUGCUUCAUUGAGAGAGCCACAUCUCUCCAGAUCAACCUGACCGGAACAUGCGUGCCAGCAACAGCCAUGAAAGAGGUGGUCAGUUUCAGUUGCCAUGUUCGGACUAAACAGACGCAUGCCAUUCAACUGACAAACCGUACCAACCAGGUCUGGAACCUGUGGCCCAUAAUUGAAGGAAAAUAUUGGACAGGACCAAAGAAUAUAAUCGUGCAACCUCAUCAGCAGAACCAGCCAUACGAAGUCACGUACAAGCCAUUAACCAUGACUGUUGAUGGCAAGAAACAUCAGGGCUCUGUCUUCUUCCCAUUGCCCGAUGGUGCAGGACUGCUUUACACGUUACAGGGAGUAGCUGAGGCCCCGAAGGCUGUUGCAGUCAUUAAUCGGGAGGUGCCUUGCAAGACCUCGCACACAGUGACAUUUUCCAUCAGCAACUGGCUCCACAGCCCUCAACGGUUCCGAGCCAUCAGGGAUCUGAUCAAGCCGGAACGGCUGGAGAGCACCACCACGUUGAAAGGCCUGGACUACAUAGACGUUCCCGGAUCCUCCCAGCGGGAUUACAGACUCACCUUCUUCAGCUACAAAGAGGCAAACAUCUCAGUGAAGAUGACCUUCCGUAACGAGACCACUCUUGAAUAUCUGUUCUACAUCCUAAACAUUAAGUCGACACCUCCUGGGAUAAUCAGCACCAUUGAGAUGACGGCACCAGUUCGUCAGAACACCUCCGGCACGGUCGAAGUUGAGAACCCACUCACUGUCCCAACUGUAUUCAGCACUGAGUGUAAAGUCCCAGACAUCAGUCUCCCGACACAGCUGAUUGUCCCGCCACAGACAAAGGGUGUACUGACCUUUGAAUACCAGCCCCUGAGAGAGGGAGAAACCAGCGGCCGCCUCACGUUGAACAACAGUGAGCUGGGGAUCUUCCAGUACGACCUGGUGCUGAGAGCCGGGCCCGGCGGACAUGAGAAGCCGGUGUACUUCCGCACCACCUUCGGCAGCAGCCAGGUCCUCGGCGCCAAGUUCGUCAACCUCUCCCGUCAGAAGCUCGAGUACCACUGCAAGAUUGACAAUCCUGAAUUCCUGGUGGACAAGAGUAUCACUGUCCACCCAGCCUCCCCAGGGGGUUCAGAGGUGAGCGUGGACGUGACGUACGAGCCCCUGCAGCUGGGUGAGUCCAGAGCCAUUCUCAACAUCGUCUCUCCCAUCGGGGGCAAGUACAGCAUCCCCUUGUUUGGCCUGUGCCUGCCCGCCAAACCUCAGGGUCCCUACUCCAUCCGAGCUGGGUCCACCACCUCGAUCCCAUUUAAGAACAUCUACCCGCAGGUGACAACCUUCUCCUUCCAGCCGGACAACCCCGUGUUUGUCUGCAAGCCCACAGAGACACUCCGGCCGAAGAAAAGCCACGCGGUGAUCGUCGGCUUUGAGGCAACCGCGAGCACUCCGAAGUCGCCCGUCAUCGGGAAGCUGGUGGUGUCGUGUCCACAGUCAGAGGGGAUGACGACAGUGACGUCUUGGAUCUAUUACCUGAAGGGAGUCACUCCAGAGAAGUGAGAGGGGGCAGCCGCUCAAGCAUCUCCUGUUGAAAGCACAAAUUUGCUCAAAUUCUCCUCAGCUCAAAGCCAUCGUUAGAUUUGUCCUGACUGCCCUGAUUGACCAAUCUGCUGAGCUGUUGCAAUGUUAUCACUAAGCAACAAUGCUUGAAAUUAUCUGGGUCACUUUAUCCGGGGCUCACUAUUAACUCGGUGAGUACAUUCUUGUUAAACAUUCAAACCACUCACAAGCCGUCUGGGGACAUCAGACCCUCUAACUAUCCAGGUCUGUUGGUAAAACGACCUUCUCUUGUUAUCAAGUUAUCAUCAAUAGGCCAAACCAUAAAACACAGUACGUUGUAUUUUUGUAAUUCUGUUCAGUUCGAGCAAAGUUGUUAACGAUUGCCUCCUUAUUUCUCUUAUCUCUUACCACAAAACCAGCAAACCGCUAAUCACCACUUGCUAGGUUCUGGGCCCAGUCUCGUUCCGGUCUGACGCCUUUCCUUUGACCGUCAGAUAAUCAGAUUUGUCUAAUGUUUUACAAGUGAAUUAUUUUGUAAUCUUUCCAAGUGAUGUGACAAGAUGCAUCAAAAAUAGCCGUCUAUCCUCGCUUCGUAGCUUGGAUCCAUAGUCUCAUUAUAAAUGUCGGCACAGAGGGGUUUAUAAAAUAAAGCGGCAUUGGAUUACA